Molecule: messenger RNA, 1349 nt
Organism: Chrysochloris asiatica (Cape golden mole)
Lineage: Eukaryota; Metazoa; Chordata; Mammalia; Afrosoricida; Chrysochloridae
Gene: PLEKHO1
Product: pleckstrin homology domain containing, family O member 1
Exons: 6
Coding region: 21-1247 (408 amino acids)
Biological process (GO): regulation of myoblast fusion
Cellular component (GO): ruffle membrane; muscle cell projection membrane
Source: RefSeq, a predicted model, not a curated record
ACCCGCGCCCACCGGGAAGGAUGAAGAAGAACAAUUCGACCAAACGGGGGCCGCAGGAUGGAAAUCAUCAGUCUGCACCACCCGAGAAGGUCGGCUGGGUCCGGAAAUUCUGUGGGAAAGGGAUUUUCAGGGAGAUUUGGAAAAAUCGCUAUGUGAUGCUGAAAGGGGACCAGCUCUACAUCUCUGAGAAGGAGGUAAAAGAUGAGAAAAAUAUUCAGGAGGUGUUUGACCUGAGUGACUAUGAAAAGUGUGAAGAGCUCCGGAAAUCUAAGAGCAGAAGCAAGAAAAAUCAUAGCAAGUUCACCCUUGCCCACUCUAAACAGCCCGGUAAUACGGCACCCAACCUGAUCUUCCUGGCAGUGAGUCCAGAAGAGAAGGAAUCAUGGAUCAAUGCCCUCAACUCUGCUGUCACCCGAGCCAAGAACCGCAUCUUGGAUGAGGUCACUGUUGAGGAGGACAGCUAUCUCGCCCACCCUACUCGAGACCGGGCAAAAAUCCAACACUCCCGCCGCCCCCCAACUCGGGGACACCUAAUGGCUGUGGCUUCAACUUCUACCUCGGAUGGGAUGCUAACCUUGGACCUUAUCCAGGAGGAAGAUCCUUCCCCUGAGGAACCAACCUCUUGUGCUGAGAGCUUUCGGGUGGACUUGGACAAGUCUGUGGCCCAGCUGGCAGGCAUUCGGCGGAGAGCAGACUCAGACAGGAUCCAGCCCACCUCAGACCGGGCAAGCAGCCUUUCCCGACCCUGGGAAAAGCCAGACAAGGGGGCCACCUACACCCCCCAGGCACCCAAGAAGUUGACCCCCACAGAGAAAGGCCGCUGUACCUCCCUGGAGGAGAUCCUAUCUCGGCGGGACGCUGCCCCAGCCCGUACCCUCCAGUUGCGAGCCGAAGAACCCCCUACCCCCAUCCUACCCAACCCGGGGCAGCUGUCCCGGAUCCAGGACCUGGUAGCAAGGAAACUGGAGAAGACUCAGGAGCUGUUGGCAGAGGUUCAGGGACUGGGAGACGGGAAGCGAAAGGCCAAGGACCCCCCUGGGUCUCCUCCUGACUCUGAGUCAGAGCAGCUGCUGCUGGAGACUGAGCGCCUGCUGGGGGAGGCAUCAUCGAAUUGGAGCCAGGCCAAGAGGGUGCUGCAGGAAGUUAGGGAGCUGAGGGACCUAUACAGACAGAUGGACCUGCAGACCCCAGACUCCCACCUCAGACACAGUACCCAACACAGCCAGUACCGGAAGAGCCUAAUGUAAGGGAAGAGGACAGGGUCUGAAACUCUUGGGGGGUGGACAGACUCUUAUCGCCAAGUGUUGCAGGAUAAAGCUUUUUUAUUUACCUCAAUCAAAAAAGAAAAA